AUGUCCUCUGUUCCUGCUGCUAACAUCUCGUUGGAUGAUUCCAAGAAGAUCUUCGUUGGAAAUCUUCCCUUUAAUGUCACUAAUGACAUUCUUUCGGCAUACUUUUCUGUCUGCGGUAAAGUAGAAUCUGCAAAGAUUAUCACCCGUGGCAAUCGCUCCCUUGGAUAUGGGUUUGUGACCUUUUCAAAAGAAGAGGAUGCAGUUUCUGCCCACAGCAAAUUUAACCACCAAAUGUUUGAAGGCAGAGAAAUCAACGUAGAAUUAGCCAAGCCAAAAGAGCAAGUGCCACAAGUUGAGGGCAUUCAGAAAAAUGGUGGACGCACGCGUGGAAACAGCCGCAACAAACGUGGAGUUCGUCGCAAUGACAGCGCCUCGAGACAGAACAUGAACAAGUCUCAAACGAGUCUCUUUAUUGCGAACCUUCCUUUUGAGAUGAAUGACGAGGCGUUUGCAAACAUUUUUUCCGAAUAUACCAUUGAAAGUGCUCAUAUUGUCACCUCGCGCAAUGGCCAGUCUCGUGGCUACGGAUUUGUCAAACUCAACUCUGCUGCCGAGCAGAAGCGUGCACUUGCAGAUCUUCAGAAUUGCAUGAUUAAUGAUCGUCCAAUUACUGUCCGCGUCGCUUUGGAGCAUCCUGAACCAACUUCCCAGGAAGCAAAGGACACUCAGGCAUCAAUUGAACAGGUGGUUGCCUAA
Molecule: messenger RNA, 696 nt
Organism: Mitosporidium daphniae
Lineage: Eukaryota; Fungi; Microsporidia
Exons: 2
Coding region: 1-696 (231 amino acids)
Cellular component (GO): cytosol
Molecular function (GO): mRNA binding
Source: RefSeq, a predicted model, not a curated record